Messenger RNA from Plasmodium berghei ANKA, 432 nucleotides. Its product is annotated as conserved rodent malaria protein, unknown function. Lineage: Eukaryota; Apicomplexa; Aconoidasida; Haemosporida; Plasmodiidae. The coding region runs from base 1 to 432 and encodes 143 amino acids. The transcript has 2 exons. The record is from RefSeq and is a predicted model, not a curated record.
AUGAUACCUAUCAAUAUAUAUCCCGAAGAAAUUCAAUUAUUAAAAGAAAAAGAAUUUUAUACUGAUUUAAAACAUCUAACUAGUUUAUAUAUAAAUGCAGAUUUUAAAAAGCUCUAUUAUAAUGUAUUUUCGAAAAUACAUCCAAAAAAUACAUUAUAUCAAUUUUCUCCCCAAAUAAAUCCCCAACGUCUUAAUUAUGACCAUUUUAAUGAAUUAGGUCAUACUAUACAAACUCCAUCUGGAUAUUCAUUUAAUUUUAAAUAUAAUGUAUCAUUGCAAAAAACCAAACUAUCCCCUCACCUCCAUAACAAUAUUGAUAUACAUUUAUAUAAAAUUUAUUCAAAAUCUAAGAAAUUAAUCAUAAACAACGAAGAUGACGUGGGUAACUUUCCAACAUUUAUUCAUUUCUUCCACUAUUUAAUCAUAAUAUAA